AUGCUGCUUACUGGUGUCCUCGACAUGCCGGGAGACGAGCAGCAAGGCGGAGCUCUGAAAUUAUCACCUCCGCAACUAGAAAACGAAUUUAUUGUUGAGGAAGCAAUUUCUCAAGUCGGCAUUCCACCCCCCAUUCAGGUUCCUGGGAGUCCAGUGGUCCAUCAAAGUCAGCUCCGAUGGUUUCCCAAGGCACGGUCUCGAAAGCAGUCGCUUCUUCUCUACUUGACUGCGGCAAUUCCACUCUUUGCAUUUUUAGUUAUUUGGUCCGUUUGCACAGCAGCCUACAAUAGGGAACGCGCGCCGGGAGCUGUCCGUCGCAGGCUGGCAGCCGGAGGUGAGGGUGCUGACGAAGUUGAAGACUCCAUCUUGGAGGGUUGCUUAGCGCUGGAAGAAGACCUAGGGAUUCCACAGACAGGAACUCCCUCUUCUUCCGGUGACCGGUACAGCCGGAUCGCACAGCUGGUGUCGACGUUUUCCGAAGUUGCCGCAACGCACCAAUCGAUACACGGGACGUAUACGACUAUCAGUGAGGCUCCCUCUCGCCUCAACCCCCUUGGUCAAGCCCAACUGCAACCACUCGAGACGCCUCUCAGAGAGCGGGGUUUGCUGGAGCAAGAGGAGGGUGCUGCUUAUGCGGGCUGGCUGCCGCUACCCACUCACGGCGAUGACUGCGGCGGAACGAUCCCAGCCCUCCACCCCGAUGCAUGGCUGGAAGGUAUUCCGGAUAUCUUAGCUGCGCAUGAGACGCAGGAGCAGGGAGAGGCAUCAUGGGAAGCUGGAGGUGGCGAUGCAGGAAGCGAAGCGCCGUCAACAGAAGCGGCGGCAGUUCAGCUGCCCCAUGGGGAGGACACCAGAACAAACGAAGCGGCAGUUCAGCUGCCCCAUGGGGAGGACACCAGAACAAACGAAGAUGAAGGUAUUAAAAACCAUCCUUUUGUAAGGUUGCCAGUACUUGAGGAGGGCGUUGUACCAAGGGAUUUCGAUGAAACUGUUGCUUUUCCUGGUCACAGACGGAAAUUUCGGCAGCUGAACGCCAUUUUCAAGUCAUUACGGGUGAUGUUUCUCCAGCCGACCCUCAACCAGGAUGAAGCUAAUUACCUUGUAAAUGGUCUGGAGGACUUAGUGUACAGUUUAAUGCUAAGAUUGCGCUUAAGGUCUGCAUAUGCUAACUUCGCUCUCGAUCUCCCUACCCUGGGAAAGUACUUCUUGGCGUUCGACUUCCUUGUUUCUGGAAUGCAUGUUCUGCGGGAAAGCAUGCACACUGACAAGUGGUGGGAUCGCUUUGCGUCAGGGUUCGUCUUGGAGAUUCGUAUGCCAAGGCUAAGCAGGAACAGCCGGCACUGUUCUACAGUCCAAAGAGCACUGGUAGGCCGUCUACUUGAUGCGAUGCGUAUCUAUUUAAAAGGAAUACGCCCACCCCUCAUGGAAGUGCUUAGGCUUAAGCGGCUUCUGCUCUGCUCACCAUAUACGCAUAGGCGAUUCAAGGAACACCACUUUGACGCGUGGCGAGACGAUGAGGCGGUGUCUUAA
Eimeria mitis is the source of this 1530-nucleotide messenger RNA. RefSeq lists its product as uncharacterized. Bases 1 to 1530 code for a protein of 509 amino acids. The transcript has a single exon. Lineage: Eukaryota; Apicomplexa; Conoidasida; Eucoccidiorida; Eimeriidae. The record is from RefSeq and is a predicted model, not a curated record.